AGAAAGAAAUAACGAAAGAACAGAACCAACGAAAGGUCGCUGCGCAUGCGUGUCUCUUGUUUCUUAUCGCACACAUCCACAAAUCUACUUCCGCCGAUUUUUAUGAGCUGGUUUUUCCCCCCAAGUUUUUAAAAAGAAAUCUUUUCUAAGUAUGUGAUCACUUCCCAGGAAAGAUACUUUUACGCAGUUCUUAAUUUGAGGGAUAGCCUGGGUUAUUUUUACAACACCUUUUUACUUUCAAUAUGGUUUGGAUUUCUUUUGAAAUUUAAUGGUGGUACAUCGUUGGGAGGAUAUCUGUGUGGUGGUGAUUUCCCUCAAGCAUUUGGUGCUCCCAUUCUUGAAGCUCUGAUUGUCAUCAGCCUCUAACCAAAAUGCAAAAGUUCCAAUUUAAACUGACAACUAGAGUUUGUUGCCAUGUAUUGAUACCUUGUUGCCUUAUAUUGUGCUGAAGUGGCACCUGACUAGAAUCAGUCUUCGGACGAAAACCUGAGGCCAAGACCCUGUUGGAACAGUCCAAUUGGUAUCAUGAUGGCCAACGCAGAGCAAGAUAUGCACAUGUGUCUCAGCUGUCAUCAGACCAUAGUUGGUUUGAUGAACUAUGUUCAGCACAAGCAGGCUGGCUGCCAAUCAACGAAGAGUAUUGCUCAGCAGGCUUUGAACAGUCUCGGUAAGAUCCCACCCACUGCAUCUGCCCAAGAUAUGUUUGAAACUGAUUGCAGCGAUGCCAGCACAUCUACCGUCGCUUCAGAGGAGCAUUGCGUGCUGGAACCAAGGUUGGAGACCAUCAGUCUGAGCAGUAACAUUGUUGACAAGGCUGCACUGGAGAAUUCUGCGCAACUGAAGACUGUCAACUUUACAGUCAGUGAGGAAUCUCACCCCAUUGAACUCCUGCAAGAACCUGUAAUCGUUACAACCGACACCAUUACUGAAGUCAGUGAUGUUGUCAAAGACGUAUCUGAAGCAGUCACUGCUGCAGUAGUCACCACAGAUGAACCAGCAGCUGAGAAAGACAACCAGCUGCCACAGGCUUCGCCUUCAUCCCCAGUUAAGAGUGGGGAGAAUUUCUUUCACUCUCUAGAACUUCAAUGCAAGAAGGAAGACAAUGAACGCCAUUGUUUGCCUCCAAAACAAAACCGAGCUGUGAACACAACAACGCUGGAUAAAGGUUCGGCCGGUAGUCACAGUGAUUUACCCAUCUCGAAUAUUUUUAGCAGUCUUGAUUUUUCCAGUGAUGAAGAGUUGGAUUUCUCCUAUACAGAAUUGUCGAGUGAUUCAAAUGAUUAUUCUUCUGAUGAAGACAAUGUACCUCCAAGAACUCACACAGGCGGUAAAUGGAAACCUGGCGAAGGUCCAUCGUCUUCUAAGAAUUUCCCUCAUCCCAGUUAUACGCGUGGCAAGUGGAAACCUGGAGAAACCCCUCAUGAGUUGCAGCUAAAUAAAAACAACACCAAUAUUUCUGCUGAUGACAGUUCUAUAUUGGAAGAUGUAACUGGUGUUGAAGAAAGCUCUACUAAUGUUGUUACCAGUAAAGAGCCAGAUUCAAGUAAUCUCAAAGAAAAUUACUGCUCUGCAUGUGACAGCUUCUGUUGUGAACAUGUAGAAAAAUCUGCCGAUUCCCCUAAAGACACUGCUGGAACGUCUAAAGACUCCAAUGAAGUUGUCAUCGCUGAAGAACAAUCUACAAAGAAACAGAAGAAGAGCAAAAAGGACAAUGGCAAAAGUUCUGUGCAUCAUUGCCAGAUAUGUGAUAAGUCUUUUUUCAGUAAAUAUGUCAUUGGUAGGCAUAUACUGACUCGAUAUCAUCAAAACCGGGCUAAAAAUCACCCAGAUGGCUUCCACGUUCUAGAGAAAUAUUACCGUUUCGUGAUCCGGCUCAGUCCAUUUCAGUGUGGAGUCUGCCAGUUUUAUUUCAACCGAGAGAAUGAUCUGAUGGACCAUAUGAACACUAGCGAACAUUCAAAGAACUGUCUUGCUCUCGUGGGUCCUAUGUUUUGUACCGUUUGCAGCCUUAAGCUGUCUUCCAAUGCUGAGAUGUUAAAUCAUUUAACAGAAGACCUCCAACAUAAGGAGGCACUGGAACGACAAAAGCAGUUGUGCAUCAUUAAAGAGUGCCGCUACCAGAUUCAGUGCCCUUUCUGCGAUAUAAUGAUGCACUCGUCAGUUCGUCUCCGCCGUCACAUAAGACAUAAACAUAAGAGUGGCAAAAAGGUGAAGGCUUCACCGAGGCGCAAGGGCCGACACAAACCUGAGUGUCCUCAUUGUAACAUUCAGUGCCACUCAAUGUCAUCGUUGGAAAUCCACAUACGAAGGCGUCACACCAAAGAGAAACCCUUUUCUUGUAACUCUUGCAAUAAGAAUUUUUCUGACAGCUACUCAUUGAAGCUGCAUUUGAAGACAGACAGGCAUAAUAAGAAACUGACCAGUGAGCGGGUGAGUACACCUCGGCGGAAGAAGAAGACUUUCAAUCCUGAUUUAAUACCAACUGAUGAAGUGGUUAUGGAAGGAGAUGAAGAUGAAUCCAUUCCGGGAGAAGAAGAAGAAGUGGCCAGUAACGAUAAAGAUGAUCUGUAUGUGAAUGGAGACAAAGAACCCGAGAAGACUCUCAAAGUCAGUGGUCCUCGGAAGUACUCAGCAGCUCGGAAGAGCAAACCCAAAGACAAAAUCUAUAAGUGUGACCAUUGUGAUUUCACAGCUCCCACUUACGGUGAUCUUCGGCCACACUAUCUCGAUGUACAUUCUGGCCAUGUUUUUAUGUGCAACGUCUGCGAUCUAGUGUUCCUGUCUGAGAAAGCAUUACGGGUGCACUAUGCUGGUAAAAUGCAUCAGAUGAACUUGGUAAAAGGCAAUGAAACCAACUUGUAUACAUGCGAAGAGUGUGGUAAGAAGUUUGAUGAUGAGCGCUGGUGCCAGUUCCACGUCGAGGCGCAUCAUAAUCACAUGAGCAAUGAAGAAGCUGUAAGGGCUAAGUUUCGGGGCCAAGACAUCACUACCAGCCAGUUUCGAGCCUACUUGGACGAAGUUGCUAAGCAACCACGUGAUAGUUCCGUACAGUGUCCGGAAUGUUCUAAGAAGCUGAAAAAGGAACACGUGAUGGAACACCUCCGCAUGCACACGGGAGAAAAGCCGUUUGUCUGCAGGUUCUGCCAGAAUGGUUUCAUCUCUAGUCUGUCUCUGCGCCGCCACAUUCUGCGCCAUUUGGGUUUAACGGAACGCAAAUGUCAGAUAUGCGGCAAAGAAUUUCAAAAAGUUUUCUCUUUUAAUGUACACAUGAAGCAACACGAGAACAAUGAUGUGGGCAAGUUCACCCACAUGUGCGAUGUUUGCGGUCAGGCUUUCCCACUGAAAAUGCAGCUGGUUGCCCACAUGCGACGUCAUGGGCAGCGCAUCCAUAAAUGCCCCUUCCCCAAUUGCCGAUGGGACUUUGUUUUCAAAAGCGAACUAAAUAGCCACGUUCGAACACAUACUGGCGAAAAACCAUUUUUGUGUGACAUCUGUGGCUAUUCUGGCGCUACAAAGACUCGGCUAGCUCGUCAUUCGAGAAUCCACACUGGAGAGAGGACAUACCAUUGUGAUUAUUGCACGUACAAAGCCGGUAACAGUACCCACUUGCGGCGCCACAUGCGUAUACACAUUGGUUCCAAACCUUAUAAAUGUCCAUAUUGUUCUUACUCCUGUAAUACUCAUGAAAAUAUUCGUAAACACAUAACAAAAACCAAACGGCACAUGGGUCUGUUCAUUUACCCAUGCAAGUUUUGCCCAUUUGGCACAAACAGUACAAAAGAUUUCCGUAACCACUUGUUAGAGGUUCAUCAGGACCAGUGUGACCACAAAAGCCUCGAAGUUCUCUCAGUUUUUACAGGCCUUUAUAAUAAAGAGAUUGACCCCAGAAAACCCCCGGAAGGUAGUCAAAUUUUCCCAAUCAAAGAGCGUAAGCAGCGUGCACCAAGGAAUUCCCUUCCACCUAACCAGAUGGAUUUAUUGACUGAAGAGCAAGAAGAACAACAGCUCGAGCAAAUUCCUUACAAAGAGGUUGAAAGCAGUCCGUUGGAUGCGCAAGAGGUGACCGUCACGCCUGAGGCCCACUCUCUGCUUACUUCCGAGAUGAUUGCUGUUGCAAUGACCGAAGCUGCAGUGCCGACUCAUAUUGCAACGACGCAGCAGAUCACCACACAGCACACAGGUACUGUUGACACGCAGCUGGUGCAGGUUGCCGAAUCGAACAUGCACACCUUGCAAAACAGCCAAUUCCGCGGCGAUAUACUACAGCAUCCGCAGUUCCGCGCGGACACCAUCACUGCCGGUCACUUCCGUGCAGACGGACAGGUCAUAGCUCAAGCUCAAACGGUUGACCCAAACACUGCCUCCAAUGUCCUCUCUCUCACUGAAGCUCACUCUAUGACCUCGUCCUUAGAUUUAGGUUAUUGUACUACUAUAGAAUAUAUUUGCCUACCAUCAGCAAACGGUACAUAACUAUGGCUUAAAUGGUGACUUAGAAUUUAAAAUGAACAGACAGCCUUAAACCAGCAGAAUUUACUCAGUGAUAUUUUUUAAUCUUUAUUUUUAUUUUAUUUUUUUUUGCAAUUUUUUUAAAAAAAAAUUUUUGCUAUAUAUCUCCAGAAAAAGGUAAAAAAGACAACUUCCCUUAAAAAAGAAAUUGAAAGAAACUGUCUUUCUACAGAUGUUAGUAUGUUGUUGUUGUUGUUGUUGUUGUUUUUACACCUCACUAUAUAACACCUCCUGUGUUGUUAACUACUGUUUCUUCUUCCCUCCCAUUCUAAACAUACAAUCUUUCUCUCUCUCCCCUCUUACUUUCUCACCCUCUCCCCUCCUUUCUUCUCUUCCCCUCUCUUUUCUGUUUUUCUCUCUCCUCUUUUCUCACCCUCUCCCUUCCUCUCUUCCCCUCUCCUGUUUCUCUCUCUACACUUUUCUCACUCCUCUCUCUCCUCUUCCCACUAUCCCCUUUUUUCUCUCUCUUUCUCCUCUUCUCACUUGCCCUCUUUUCUCUUUCCCUCUUUACCUUUUCUUCUCUUCUACACACUCUCUCCUCUCUUCAUUCUCCCCUUUCUCUCCCUCCUUUUUACCAUUCUCUCCUUCCACAUUCAUCCUGCUUUCCUCUCUCUCUCUCUCUCUUCAGUUUCCUCCUUCCCCUUUCUCAGUCUCUCCUCAUUCUCCUCUUUCCCUCCCUCUUCAUUCUCCUCCUUCCCUCCCUCUUCAUUCUCCUUCUCUUCACUCUUCAUUCUCUUUCUUCUCCUCACUCUCCUCACUCUCCCUCUUUCCCUUCUCUCUUCAUUUCCCUUCUUCACUCUCCUCCUACACUUCCUCAAGCUUUUUAGAUUCAGUUUGAAUCCUCAGCCCAACCCUACCAACAAAGUCAGUCAGGGAACUUAACCAAUCCGCACAACAGCUAACAGCUGAAAGUUUCCCUUGAAGAACAAUUGACUUUUACCAAGGAUGAAGUGAACUAAGUGUCUGUGACCCCUAAUUUCCUCUUGUAGCCCUUAGACUGUGGGCAAUCACAUAUAGAAAGCUAACUGGACAUUUGACCCUUCAGCAUUUAAACUACUCUUAUUCAACCCAAAUAUACCACAUGUUUUGUAUUCAAACUGGCCAGAUCCAACCUCUUGGACAUACACUGCAAUGUCACCUAAUAAACAGUCUACAUCAUCAAAAUCUCAAAGCUACAAGAUAUGCAUGAUUAAUUCAAUACAGUGUGAAUCGAUAAGCCUUACAUUUGACAGAGUAAACUGAAUGGAAUUUUGAAAGGUGAAAGUCUUGCUCAAGCUUGACACACAUCUGUGUUUGCUUAACUGUUUUGAGACAUCUUAGUAAUCACUGGAUGUUUGAUUAUCACUUUGUAACAUGAUUUUCUUUUCCUUGGUUAGCAACUGUUAUUUCCUGUUUGCUUACCACCUAGAAAGUAUGGAAAAUGGCUAAUAUUUCCUUCAAGUUUUGCUUAUGUUACAAUUAUCGAAACCCCCCAAAGAAUCCCUCUCAGCAUAUGGUUAUGAUGCUCCCCGACUACUCGUGUUCAUGAUCAGAGAUGUACAUAUUGUCAACUACUCAGGGACAUGCUGAAGUGGUUAGGGUCAAGCAACUGACAAGCAAAUCUGUGGUAUUGAGCAGAAUAUUUGCUAUAAGGAUAUAUUUGAAUCCUCAGCCCAACCUUAACAACCCUGUUUCAGAAAUAAGGCCAUAAGGAUAUUUCUGAUUCAGCACUGAAUCUAUCUGAAAUGUAAUGGAAAAUAGGUCAGUUUGAAAAUAUUGAUGCCCAGGUCACAAAAGCAAAGUUUGAAGGGAAUAGUAGUCAUUUCCUGUGAUUUCUAGAUAGAAACAAAUAGGAAAUAACACUUACUGACCAAAAGCAAAAAAAAAAAAAAUUACAUUGUGCGUUAUUAGCUACUUGAAGUAACUUGAAAUAUGAUAUGGAUGACUUAAAUUGACAAUAGGUGUAACAACACAUUCUGGCCAGAGAAUAUAACACAAGUGGAUGAAACAUCUAUUUGAUCACAACAAUGACAAAAAAAAAAAAAAAAAAACCCUGACCCCUUUCUCAUCUGGCCCAAAAGACAACAAUUUCUGAAGCUACUGUUUUGUUGUGUACAGCUGUUGGUGUGGAUUUUAUGUAACCGAGAAGAUGGAUAUGUCUUUCAUCUCGUCAGACUUUUUUCACCCCCACAACCAUCCAUGCCCACUGGAGAUUAACCACAAUCUGAAUUUCACUGAGGAAUUUCUACUCCCGUUGUUUUUUUUUUUUUAUUUAUAUUUUUUUCUAACUAUUUUGUUUAAUUAUUUUACGGGUCUGAAAAAAUAUAAAUUAAAAAAAACAAUUUUAAAGGAAAAAAAAAAUGAAAAGAACCCCUUCUCAAAUAAAAUUAUCAGAUAAAAAGUUGCCUUCUUUUAAU
This is a messenger RNA of Octopus bimaculoides (California two-spot octopus), 6902 nucleotides long. RefSeq lists its product as uncharacterized. The record is from RefSeq and is a predicted model, not a curated record. Lineage: Eukaryota; Metazoa; Mollusca; Cephalopoda; Octopoda; Octopodidae.